CGCUCGCCGACCGUGUAGGUAUUCCUUCUCCAACCCCGGUCGCUUUCCCUGUCACAUUUUCUUGCCUUCUUGUUCCUUCACUCUUAUCUCCUCUUCAUCCGACCCUCUUCAACCGUUUAUCUCAGUCAACGUUCAUUUCUACCAUAUUAUGAUCAAAUCCCACUUCGCCUGUUGACAAUCCCCGUUAUCGCUCCACCAUGAUCAGUGCCACUAAGCGCUGGUUCCGGCGGAAUCGCAAGGGCCUCGCGAUUGGAGCUGGCGUGAUCGGAGCUGGCUAUCUCGCCGGUCAGUAUCUGUUGGGCAAAAUCUCUGAGGCAAGAGAGCGUAUGGGGAGUGACCGUGUUGCUCGUGAGAACCUACGGAGACGCUUCGAACAGAACCAGACCGAUUGUACCUACACGGUUCUAGCACUUCUGCCCACUGCAGCUGAGGAUAUACUGGAGGCAUUGCCGGUCGAGGAAUUGACGAAGGAGCUGCAAAAGAAGCGCGCGGAGCGCUUGGCUCGCCUCGGCACGGCUGAAGGAACAGGUUCUGAUUUGAGCUCAAUUUCUCCGAGUAUCACAGAGGAUGAUCGCCGGAGUCUCUCUAGCUUCCAGAGUGAUGGCUUCGUUCGUGCGAGUCAAAUGGGAGAAUCUACACUCGAAGGAGGGGGACCGUUGCCGUCGCCAAAGCGAAACAAGACCCAGCUCUGGAAUGAGGUUAAAAUCACCUCUAUUACUAGGUCUUUCACGCUGAUCUAUACCCUAUCCUUGCUAACCAUUUUCACCCGAAUUCAACUCAACCUUCUUGGCCGUCGAAACUAUCUGUCUAGUGUGAUUUCUAUGGCCACACCCCCAGCCAAUGCAUCUACAAUCAGACUUGAAGACCAUGAUGACGACGAUCUGACGCAGACCCUGGGCAACGACUUUGAAACCAACCGGCGCUAUCUGGCUUUCAGUUGGUGGCUUCUUCACCGCGGCUGGAAACAAUUGAUGGAGGAGGUGCGGACUGCCGUGACGGAAGUGUUCGGGUCUUACAACCCCAGAGAGGAUAUCUCUCGAGGAAAGCUGGCAGAGCUUACACUGCAAGUGCGAAGGAAGGUCGAAGGGAAUACCGAGGAGGAUCGGAAAUGCCGAAAUUGGCUAUCCUAUCUGCUUCCCCCAAGAGAGGAAGAAGAUCACUUGUUGGAGGAGUCCGGUGUCUUAGGAGUAACGGAACCUUCGACACCUCAAACCAUCACAACGCUGCGGCACCUCCUGGACGAGACAGCCGACCUUAUCGAAUCUCCAACAUUCACCCGCGUUGUGUUACUUCUCAACAACGAGUGCUUUGAGACCCUGGUUCAGCAAUGCACAGCAGAAGCUUUUAAGUCAUCGCAAACGCCCGCCCCUCAGUCGGUUACAUCUGUUGCUACGGUCGUUCCUGGGUGGGCUAGCUCGGAACAGAAGACCAAGCUAGCAAAUGUGUUGGCCGUAAUGGCUCGACAAGCCCAUGUGAUCAGUAAUGGCACCGCCCCUCCCAACUUAUACCUAAAUGCCAUGGAGCAAGGAGUUCGAGAGUUGGAAGCUUUUGCAGCUGUUGUUUAUAGCUCCAACUUCAACUCUGAAUUGCUCGAGUCUAAUCCGAACAAGCAAUCCACGAGAGUGCCGCUAGAAGCAACCUCCGAUACUCCCUCCCCCUCUUCCUCCUCUGGCCCAAUUAUGGUGGAUACUGAGGACAUUGAGGGCCUGGCGGUUCAGUCGAUCUCGGGGCUGACAGUGGCUGACGAUACAACCUUUGAGACGGCGUGGGGCAAAGCUGUCGAGGACCAACCAUCAGCGGGAUCACCUUCAUGAUGUGUAUGAUUGCCGUUAUCUCCGUGAAGAGAUUACUCCUUUGAUUGAACUUGUAAUGAGGCUCCCCCUUCUUAUAUAUGCUCGCACGACCGGUGCUACAGCAGAUACCAUGGAUGUGUCAACAGAUCCCCUUGACAUAUCGCUAGAGUUGAUAGUCACUAGCACAUAGGCGAUGAGAUUAUCAGGCGCUGGAAAUGGGCAAAUGUAUGAUUCAUGU
Molecule: messenger RNA, 2031 nt
Organism: Aspergillus saccharolyticus JOP 1030-1
Lineage: Eukaryota; Fungi; Ascomycota; Eurotiomycetes; Eurotiales; Aspergillaceae
Product: peroxisomal biogenesis factor 3
Exons: 4
Coding region: 198-1814 (538 amino acids)
Biological process (GO): protein import into peroxisome membrane
Cellular component (GO): peroxisomal membrane
Molecular function (GO): protein-macromolecule adaptor activity
Source: RefSeq, a predicted model, not a curated record